UCGUGUUUAAAAAUUUUUUUUUUUUGGGAAAAACAGGAAAUUUUCAUUAAAUAUACACACGCAGAUCAUCCAAUCACCACAUUGAAACAUUGGCUACGUUGGCACCAAUCACAGUGACAUUUUGUGAUUUUGUGUGUGUGUGUGUAUGCGUAUGUUUAGCAAUCAAAAUUAGUCAAUCAAAAUAUCCAAAGAACAAAAAAAAUCUCACACUAUUUCGAGAUUAUGUUAUUGUCGACCAUAUGGACAAUGUUUACAUUAAAUAAAAAUAAUGGUGUUAUUAGUAUACGUUCAAACACGUGGCAUUCAUGCGGCGUAUACUUGACAAUAUAUUUGAUCAUAUUUGUUUGUUUCAUCACAACUGGAACAAUCAAUGCAAAUCCAUCACCGAUAAAUAUAACAACCGUUCCAGAAACAAUAGUGGAAGUGGAUAUUGAUUUAAACAAUGGUGUUGAUGAUAAUGAACAGCUAACAACAACAUCUAUACCGAUUUUCGAAACAACAACAAGUAAUAAUGAAUUUAUUUCUUCAGUUAUUGAUCAAUUAAAUGAAACGAUUAAUGGAACAAAUUCAUCGACUUUGGUAGAUGAUGUUGUAGUAGUAGAACCUUAUACACCGAAAUGUGAUCCAAUAACUGAAGUAUUAAGUAAUUGUUCGAAUAGUUGCCCAGCAACAUGUGAAGAUUUGGAUCGAAAACCAUGUAAAAAUUUUUGCUGGAAAAGUUGUGAAUGUGCACCGGGUUAUGUAAGAAAUUAUCAAUGGAAAUGUAUUGCCCGUGAAAAAUGUCCAAAAUGUGAAAAUAAUGAACAUUAUAGAAAUUGUGGACCAGAAUGUGAACAAACAUGUGAAACAUAUCAGAAUCCACCUGCAUACUGUAAUCGACAUUAUUGUAAACGUGGCUGUUUCUGUAAUUAUGGUUUUGUUCGUGAUAUGUCCCAAAAUGGAACCUGUACACCAAUCAACGAAUGUCCCAAUAAAUGUGGCCCAAAUGAAUAUUGGGACGUGAAUGGUGAACCAUGUAUCCGGACAACGGAAGAUCCAAGGCCAAAAUGUUUAUUUGAAAAGCCGGUAUCAGGUUGUAUAUGUAAUACCGGAUUUGUACGUGAUCCAAAUACUAAACAAUGUCAGCCAAUAACAACAGAACCAAUCAAAUGUGAACAUAAUGAAACCUAUUCACAAUGUGGUUCGGAUUGUGCCAUGAAUUGUUUUGAUCAUAAUAAACGCGAAAGAUGUCCCACUGUUUGUAAUCGUGGAUGUUUCUGUAAAGAUGGUUAUCGCCGUCAAUAUUCUACUCAACGAUGUGUAUUACCUGAAGAUUGUAAUAAUAAUUCGAACGGUAUCGUACGUGAUCAAACACUAAUCGAAUUUGCCUAAAAAAAAUAUAAUUGAACAAAAAAAAAAUUUUAAUUCGAAAAUUUCAAAACAAAACAUGAAACUCACCGUCACCUAUCGCCAUCUAUCGUUUCGGUAGAGAAUUUUCUGACAUUCUAAAUGUCAAUAUUUCGUUCAUAGAUGGUACUGUAAAGA
Molecule: messenger RNA, 1524 nt
Organism: Dermatophagoides farinae (American house dust mite)
Lineage: Eukaryota; Metazoa; Arthropoda; Arachnida; Sarcoptiformes; Pyroglyphidae
Source: RefSeq, a predicted model, not a curated record